AUGAAUACACGGCAGGGAAAUCACGCUCCCCUUCCCGACCCAUAUCGCCGUUCCCCCUCGUUUGCACAGUUGAAGCGGUGGCAGAGCUUCACAGGGCCCUACCAGCCACAUGCACUUCACUGGAAGGCAUUCCCGCAAAUGUCAAGCUCAUUACUGCAGCGACAUACGCACGCCGCAGAUUUGCUGUCAACAGCACAGCUACCUUCGAUGCAGCUUUUUAACUUUUCAUUCUCACUUCCUUGUUUUAUUGGUCUUUCUCUGCUGUGCCGCGCAACUGCUCUGCAGGUAUAUACGCUAAUACGCUAA
Messenger RNA from Trypanosoma rangeli, 306 nucleotides. RefSeq lists its product as uncharacterized. NCBI's taxonomy places the organism in Eukaryota, Euglenozoa, Kinetoplastea, Trypanosomatida, Trypanosomatidae. The transcript has a single exon. Bases 1 to 306 code for a protein of 101 amino acids. The record is from RefSeq and is a predicted model, not a curated record.